Messenger RNA from Aspergillus ruber CBS 135680, 929 nucleotides. RefSeq lists its product as uncharacterized. Bases 127 to 666 code for a protein of 179 amino acids. The record is from RefSeq and is a predicted model, not a curated record. The transcript is spliced from 3 exons. NCBI's taxonomy places the organism in Eukaryota, Fungi, Ascomycota, Eurotiomycetes, Eurotiales, Aspergillaceae.
AUUUAAGAGGAUUGUAUCAAUUAUCAGCAGUCACUAACACCUGCAAAGCUCUAGGGACUUCCUACUACUACUAGUACUACUACUACUACAUACAAGCCUCCCAUACUAUCUCUUCAAGCAACCACCAUGUUCUGUCUCAGGAGCUGGCUCCCCCUCCUCUUCAUCCCAACCAACGCAUCCCCCCUCUUCCUCAUCUCCUACGUCGCCCUCACCUACAUCCUCCACCGACCAUGCAUUUACUGCACAGCGCUUCUGAUUAUCCUCUUCGCCUCGUCCUGCAACUGGUCUGAUCACUGUUUCUUCGAUCUUCGCCGUGACUGGUUCUCGCCACCAUUUGUUUCCUCUGCAGAUACUGUGCAAAACGCCACAACUGCUGCCACGAGUGCUGGGAAUGUUUCGUCUCUCUCCCCGGAUCAGAUGGUUUCGCCUCUUGAGGACGGAGGAUUAGCGGGGUAUAUAUUUGAGGCAGUGAAUUCGACGACAAAGGCGUUGGCGGGUGCGACGGUUGAGGGGGUGCAGCGGAGAUUUGCGCAUAAUGAGACUGCUUCGACUACUGGUGCUGCUGACGGGCAAGGAUGGACUGGGGUUGGACUGGAAUGGUUGCGCAGUUUGCUGGGAAGGCGAGAAUGGACGAUUCCGUGCGUGGAUGUCAAGGUUCGGUUAUAGAUCUUAAUGGGCUUAUAUGUGUCUUGAGUCUGGAUAGCUAGUUGGAUGUUUGAUUAGCGCUGGAAUUGGCGUCCUUCACUGUACAUUUUUGCUUUUCUUCGGAAUAGAUGCACAUGCUAAUUUUCAAUUAUCUACAUUGCUUUUCUGCAAUAUUCAUCGCAUCAAUAGCAGCUCGACAACUCAUCCUAGUCUCCUCAAUCCUCAGGCCUUCUCUUCCAAAACUCCCACCUUGCAAUCGAGAACCCCUUCUUCCCAUCCCGGAG